Messenger RNA from Pteronotus mesoamericanus, 4842 nucleotides. It is a transcript of the gene RNF17, whose product is annotated as ring finger protein 17. The transcript has 36 exons. The record is from RefSeq and is a predicted model, not a curated record. Bases 1 to 4842 code for a protein of 1613 amino acids. Lineage: Eukaryota; Metazoa; Chordata; Mammalia; Chiroptera; Mormoopidae.
AUGUUCCACGGUUGGCUCACUCUGUUUUCUUAUCCGAAGAUGGAAAGGAAGGGCCGGCCAUGGGUAGCUGCUGAAAUUCAGUGCACUCAAUGUGCAAGAAGGGUGACUAGAGUUUCCGGUCACCACCAUGAACUUCAAUGUGGACACGCUUUUUGUGAAUGGUGCUUAUUAGUAACUGAAGAAUACAGCACAAUUAUAUGCCCUGCUUGUGAGGUUGCUACAGUUGUAAGUAUGAGACAAGGAGACUACCAAUUAGAUGGAUAUGUUAAAGAAUAUUCUCUUAUGGACAAACUGCAGCCUAAAAAGAUAAAGAAUUGUUCUCAGGACUUUAAAAAGACUGUUGAUCAGCUAACUAUUGGUUUAGAACAUUCACCAUCCACACACAGGACUGUUUUGACUUCAUCAGCAGUAAUGGCGGAGACUAAAACUGCAGAAGAGAUUGAUGAAGCACUGAAAACUGCAGGCAAUAAUUUUGAACAAUUAAGUAUUGCUGUAAAAGUGCUUGAACACAUACACAAUCAAACAGAAGAGGAGACAGUCAGUCUUUUAGAGGAUCUAGAGAAACAAUUUGAUCAACUUCUUACUUCUCUUGAUUCCAGGAAAAAGAACUUGUGUGAAGAAGUAGUAAGAAAGACAGAUGAUUAUUUAUCAAAUAUAAUAAUGGCUAAAAACUGCAUUGAAGAGAAAAAAAAUGAUUUGGAUGCAGCUAUGAAGAUAGCAAAAGAGUUAAAGUCAGCACCUUCUCUAAGGAGUUACUGUGACCUGAAUCAGAUUAUCCGGACUUUGAAGUUAACAUUUGAGAGUGAAUUGUCACAAGUUAGUGCUCUAAAACUAAGGAACUCUCUCAGGUUGACUAUGAGUUGCAGUGAGAUCAUCUCUAUGUUCUACAAUAUGAUAAGGAUUGACUUUGAGGACUCAACAACAUGUGACCCCCAAGAAGAUGAAAUUGGCCAGAAUGUUCAAAGGAAAUAUAAACGUGAAAAGGAAUUUUCUUGUCGUGAUAUGUUUCCAUCACCAGGAAAUAAAAAGGAUGACAUGUCUGUCCUGACUAAUGAAGCCCCACCAACUCUUCUGCAACCAGAAACCAGUGAUAUGUAUUUGGAAGAAAAAAACUUCCAACCACAGAAAGAGGUGGUUGUAACAACAUCCCCUAAAACCAUUGCUACUCUACCUCAGAUGGGAUCUAGCCCUGAUAUGAUCAUUGAAGAAAUUAUUGAAGAAAACACAGAAAGUUCUUCAGAGCUAGUUUUUGUAAGUCAUGUAAUACAUCCUUGCCACUUCUACAUUCGGAGGUAUUCACAAAUAAAUAAUGCAGCAGUAUUGGAAAAGAUGGUGAAUCAGUUCUGCAAUAAGAGUUUGCACCUUGAUCCUUCAGACAUCUUGGAGCUAGGUGCAACAAUAUUCGUCAGCAGUAUUGAAAAUGGAAUAUGGUGUCGAGGAAUUAUUACUGAAUUAAUUCCAAUAGAAAAUGAAAAUAUUAGAAAACAUUGUAGUCCAACCAAAUUCUCAGUCUGUGAAGUUGCUCUAAUACAAAUAUUUAUGGUAGAUUUUGGAAAUUCUGAAGUCCUAAUUGUUGCAGGAGUUGGUGAAACCCACGUGAGAUCAAAACACGUUGCUGAGCAACAUAUAGUGCUAAAUGACUUACAUCUGGUCCUAAGGAAGUCUGAACCAUAUAUUGAAGGGCUGCUGAAAGACUUCCAGCCAUUAGCACAGCCCUGCUCAUUGAAGGACAUUGUUCCACAGAAUUCAAGUGAAGCUUGGGGAGAAGAAGCUAAAGUAGAAUUUUUGAAAAUGGUAAACAACAAGGCUGUUUUAAUGAAAAUUUUUGGAGAAGAAGAUGGUAUGCUUAUUGUAGAUCUUCAGAAACCACCAACAAAUAAAAUAAGCAGUGACAUGCCUGUGUCUCUUAGAGAUGCAUUAGUUUUUAUGGAACUGGCCAGGUUUAGGUCAAACUCACCAGGAAGUCAUUGUGAAAAAAAUAUGAUUUUACACUAUCAUCCACCAAUUUUGCCUAAAGAAAUGACGGAUGUUUCAGUAAUGGUUUGUCAUAUAAAUAGUCCUACAGAUUUCUAUCUUCAGUUGGUAAGGAGCCUGGAUUUUUUAUUUGUAUUAAAAACAAUUGAAGAUUUCUAUAAAAGUGAAGAUGGGGAAAAUCUGGAAAUCCUCUGUCCGAUUCAAGAUCAAGCCUGUGUAGCCAAAUUUGAAGAUGGAGUUUGGUACCGAGCAAAAGUCAUUGGAUUGCCUGGACAUCGUGAAGUUGAAGUUAAAUAUGUGGACUUUGGAAAUACUGCCAAAAUAACACUUAAAGAAAUGCGUAAAAUAAAGGAUGAGUUUCUGAAUCCCCCAGAGAAGGCAAUUAAAUGUAAGCUGGCCUAUAUCGAACCAUGUAAAGGGACUUUGCAGUGGUCAAAAAAAGCUAAAGAAAAAUUUGAAGAAAAAACUCAAGAUAAAUUUAUGACAUGUUCAGUCAUUAAAAUUCUGGAAGAUAAUGUGCUCUUAGUUGAGCUUUUCGAUUCUCUUGGUGCUCCUGGAAUGAUUCCUACUAGUAUUAAUGACCUGCUGGUCAAAGAAGGCCUAGCAUCUUACGAAGUAGGAUACACCAUCAAAGAUAAUUCCAAAAAACAUACUGAAGUGUGGGAUCCUUCUCCAGAAGAAAUUAUUUCAAAUGAAGUAAACAGCUUAAAUUCUGUGUCAGCAAAAUCUCUACCCAAUGAGAAUCUUCAGUCACUUUAUGAUAAGGAACUGCCUGUGCAUAUCUGUAAUGUAAUAUCUCCUGAGAAGAUUUAUGUUCAGUGGUUAUUAACAGAAAACUUACUUAAUAGUUUAGAAGAAAAGAUGGUAGCUGCUUAUGAAAAUUCAAAAUGGGAACCUAUUAAAUGGGAAAAUGAUAUGCACUGUGCUGUUAAGAUUCCAGAUAACAAUCAGUGGCGAAGAGGCCAGAUCAUCAGAAUGGUUACAGACACAUUGGUAGAGGUCUUGCUGUAUGAUGUGGGUAUUGAACUAGUAGUGAAUAUUAACUGUUUACGAGAACUUCAAGAAAACCUAAAGAUAAUGGGCAGAUUAUCCUUGGAAUGCUCUCUUGUUGAUAUAAGACCAACUGGUGGGAGUGACAAGUGGACAGCAACAGCUUGUGACUGUCUAUCAUUGUAUCUAACUGGAGCUGUAGCGACCAUAAUUUUGCAGGAAAACAACAUGACAUGGCCCUUACCUGUGAAAAUUUUCUGCAAAGAUGAAAAAGGAGAGCGUGUUGAUGUCUCUAAAUAUUUGAUUAAAAAGGGUUUGGCUUUGAGAGAAAGGAGAAUUAAUAAGUUAGAUAACAGCCAUUCAUUAUCUGAGAAGCCCCUGGAAAUCCCCCUGAAACAAGAAGAUUCAGUGGUUACUAAGAAUAUUAAAAUUAACUUUGACAAAAUGGCUUCUGAUAUUAUCAGUGAACACAAGGUAUCUGAAUUUAAGGAGAAAAUUCCAGAACCAAAAACCCAUGGAUGCUAUAAACCACCUGUUAUUCCCAACAUGAAAGUAUUUGAGGCAGUAGUCAGCUGCAUUGGUGAUGAUGGAACCGUAUUUGUGGUGCCUAAGUUGUCGGAAUUUGAACUAAUAAAAAUGAUGAAUGAAAUUCAAAGUAAUUUAAAAUGCCUUGGUCUUUUGGAGCCUUAUUUCUGGAAAAAGGGAGAAGCCUGUGCAGUGAGAGGAUCAGAUACUAUGUGGUAUAGAGGCAAGGUAAUUGAAGUCGUUGGCGGCACUGUCAGGGUACAAUAUUUAGAUCACGGACUCACUGAGAAAAUCCCACAGUGCCAUCUCUACCCUAUUUUGCUAUAUCCUGACAUACCCCAGUUUUGUAUUCCUUGUCAGCUCCAUCGUACCACACCUGUUGGGGGUAUCUGGCAACCAGAUGCAAUAGAACUCCUUCAGGAACUGCUUUCAAAGAGAGAAGUGGAAAUUCACAUUAUGGAGUUACCUGAAAAUCCAUGGGAGAAAUUAUCUGUUCAUCUCUAUUUUGAUGGAAUGUCACUUUCUUAUUUUAUGGCACACCAUAAAUAUUGUACUUUUGAACAUUCUGAGGAGAUACUGAAAGAAAAACCAACAGAUUCCAGUAAAAAGUAUGAGGAGGAAAAAUGGGAAAUAAGGUUUCAGGAAUUGCUUUUGUCUGAAAUAGAGACCCCUAUUUUACCACCGUAUUUGCCUUCAUCUCUGCCUCCCCCAGGAGAACUCUAUGCUGUUCAAGUUAAGCACGUGGUCUCGCCUAAUGAGGUGUAUAUUUGCCUUGAUUCUGUAGAAAAGUGUCAUCUCUGUAGCCAGCAUAGUGACACAGAUGACAGUGGAGUCAGCUGGGAAUCUGAGUCUGAGAGCCUCAGUGAAGCUCUGCGGAGGCUCAACACUAGUGUGGAGACCUUAUUACCUCUGACGGACUUCAGAACAGAAAUGCCUUGCCUGGCAGAAUAUCAUGAUGGAUUAUGGUAUAGAGCAAAGAUUGUUUCCAUUAAAGAAUUUAAUCCUCUAGCCAUCCUGGUUAAAUUUGUGGAUUACGGGUCAACUGAAAAGCUGACAAUAAACAGACUGCGUCAGAUUCCUCUCCACCUGAUGCAGUAUCCAGCCCGGGCCAUAAAGGUUCUACUGGCAGGGUUUAAACCUCCCUUAAAAGACUCAGGAAAGACAAGAAUACCAUAUUGUCCCAAGUGGAGCAUGGAAGCAUUGUGGGCUAUGAUAGACUGUCUUCAAGGAAAACAACUUUAUGCUUCUACCAUGGCUCAGGCACAAGCACAAAUCGUGACAUUAUAUGAAGAUGAACAGUAUCCAGUUCAUAUGUCAUUAGUAGAAAUGGGGCUUGCAGAACAAGAUGAAUGA